AUGAGAGCCGGGCGAGAUGAAAUUGCUGCUAACUCAUGUAAUUGGAUUGCAGGCAAUUUAACAGACUAUGUGACUCUGGAUCCAGCCACGGCUCAUCCCCGACUCGUCCUGUCUGCAGAUAUGAAAACUGUGAGCUGGGGAAAGGAAGAGAGGAGCCUUCCCGACAAUCCAGAGAGAUUUAAUCAGCGUGUUUGGGUGCUGGGCCGUGAGGGAUUCCUCUACGGGAAACACUGCUGGGAGGUUGAAGUGAAGGGGAAUGGGGAAUGGGCUGUGGGAGUUGCCAAGCAGUCCCUGAAGAGAAAAGGACAACCAGAAUUUAGCACUUCUGAGGGCAUCUGGGGUAUAGGGGAGUACUGGGGACUUGGCAACUAUUGGGCUUUCACAUCCCCUCAGCAUACAAAACUAGACUUUAACAAGAAGCCCCGCAGAAUCCGCGUCUCUCUGGACUACGCCUAUAACCAAGUUGAAUUUUUCAACGUUGAAACCAAGAAUUCAAUUUAUACUUUCUAUUCACCCUCCUUUUCUGGGGAAAAGAUCUACCCCUGGUUCCGUGUGUGGGUGGGAACACAACUCACCAUGCAUCCCUGAGACACCAGAAUCAAUACCAAAGAAGCCCUUCUAGAACUUCCUAACUCCAUGAUCUUGGAGGAUUCAUGUAUUAUCUGGGCUCCAUUAGUUUUGUUCCCUACCCCCACCCCACCCAGUGUUUGCUCAUCAGCAGUCAUCUUUGGGCGAUUCCGCACACGAGUAAAAUAGGUUCGACCCAGUUCCCUGAGAAGGGUACUAGCCUAGGUCGAAGCCAUUGUU
Molecule: messenger RNA, 807 nt
Organism: Sphaerodactylus townsendi
Lineage: Eukaryota; Metazoa; Chordata; Lepidosauria; Squamata; Sphaerodactylidae
Product: E3 ubiquitin-protein ligase TRIM7-like
Exons: 2
Coding region: 1-588 (195 amino acids)
Molecular function (GO): protein binding
Source: RefSeq, a predicted model, not a curated record